This is a messenger RNA of Anopheles marshallii, 1278 nucleotides long. RefSeq lists its product as uncharacterized. The transcript has a single exon. The record is from RefSeq and is a predicted model, not a curated record. The coding region runs from base 1 to 1278 and encodes 425 amino acids. NCBI's taxonomy places the organism in Eukaryota, Metazoa, Arthropoda, Insecta, Diptera, Culicidae.
AUGGGGUCAAAUGUACCACACCUACUAGUGUGGUCACUCGUCUGGAUAGCACUGCUUGCCGUAGGUGAAGCGAAUAGUUCACCAUGUACAAUCGAGAUCGCGCAAGGUAUGCUGACCGGUCUGAUGAGAACGAAACAAACCGAUACAGGAUGUGAGGGAGCAUGGAACGGACUGCAAGCACACCUCCAACAAGCUCAACAGAACCUAACCGAAUGUCACCAGCGUGCGGAAUCUUCCGACGAUGUCGACACAGCCCAGACGUCCUGCAAACAAUCGUUCAGCGAGUUGGAAAAACAAAUGGCACAGGCGCGUGAGAAGCUUAACGCCGACAUGAAGCGUAAGCUGCAGUACGAGAUAAUCGAGACCGCUAAGGCGAAAAGGGAAAUGGUUAAACUAAAAAGCCAGCUGAAAACCGUCCAGGUUGAGUUUAAAGAAUUCUACCAACGAUUGCUUCUAGUCUAUAUCGACGCUGCCGACACACGGGGUGCACUGCACUACUACCACCUACUGGUAUCGUUGAACGAAACAAACCUGCUCAAAACUGUGGUAAAGUUCGUCUAUAUCUCCCCGCGACACGCAAACCGACGGCUGGAGAACUUGCUUGCACUGGUGAAGCAUCUACCAACCGCCAACGAACAGAUGGAACUGUACAGGUUAGUUCAACCGGAGAUCAUGAAAAGUACCACCCAGCAGUUAAGCUACCUCGCCAUGAUUGCAUCGCUCGAUAUGGGCAGGUUUGUGAAAGAGAAACAAGAGACCGAUUUCAAAACGAUGCGCGACACCAUGUUUAAGCACAUCCUUGCGCGGUGGAAGUUCCAAAUGCUGAGCGGAAACUAUCAAGACGUAGUAGCGUUUGCUAAGAAAUAUCCGCAGUACUACAAGAAGAUAGGCGCACGGAUAGCAACGGUUCAACCGCAGUAUUGGUUCAAAUUCAGCUACAGCCAGUUCGUAACGUACCCCAAUCUGUUACCGCUGCCCAACCAACGGCUGGUCGCAUUCGAGACUAUAGCGCGACAAGUGAAGGAACGGAACAAGACGCACUUCCCGUACUACCUUGCGAAGCUCGCCAAGCAGGUGGAUAUAUGCGAGAAGUACAUCAAGCAAAACUACGACGAGCUGGACAGCAAGGAGGAGGUGGUCAAGCUGAAGAUGAAGUUUCUGGAGUUUGACAAAAAGAAUGGAUAUGAGUACUAUCUGAAGAAUACGGACAGCCUGACCAAGAAAAAACCACCAAUACCGGGUACCGCCAGCAAACCUAGAAACAGGGGUGGCCGUUAA